This is a messenger RNA of Benincasa hispida (wax gourd), 981 nucleotides long. Its product is annotated as peroxidase 25-like. The record is from RefSeq and is a predicted model, not a curated record. Gene Ontology annotation, molecular function: peroxidase activity; heme binding. Gene Ontology annotation, biological process: hydrogen peroxide catabolic process; response to oxidative stress. Lineage: Eukaryota; Viridiplantae; Streptophyta; Magnoliopsida; Cucurbitales; Cucurbitaceae.
AUGGGGAAAACAAAAACCAUUUGGCGGAAUUUUGUGGCUAUUCUAGUAAUGGUUUUGCCUGUGAAAUCUCAGCUGAAUGUUGGGUUUUAUUCGAAGUCUUGUCCUAAGGCUGAGUCCAUUGUUAGGUCUACUGUUGAGUCUUAUUUCAAGGCUGAUCCCACCAUUGCUGCUGGCUUGCUCAGGCUUCACUUCCACGAUUGUUUUGUUCAGGGAUGCGAUGGUUCGGUAUUGAUAAUGGAUGAAAAUGCUGAAAUAAAUGCAGGGCCAAAUAUGGGGUUAAGAGGCUUUGAAGUAGUUGAUGAUGCAAAAGCCCAGCUUGAAACUUUGUGUCCUGGUGUCGUUUCUUGUGCAGAUAUUCUUGCUUUGGCUACUCGUGAUGCUAUAGGCUUGAGUGAUGGUCCAAGUUGGUCCGUGCCUACUGGAAGAAAGGACGGGAAAAUUUCGAUUAGUUUCGAAGCGGAAGAUUUGCCUUCUCCAUUCGAGCCCAUCGAUAAUCACAUACAAAAGUUUGCAGAGAAAGGCCUUACUGAAGAAGAUCUUGUAACGCUAGUUGGUGGUCACACGAUCGGGCGAACAGAUUGCCAGCUAUUCAGUUACCGUCUUCAGAACUUCACAAGUACAGGAAAUGCAGACCCAACCAUAAGCCCAUCGUUCUUGACUGAACUGAGAACUCUGUGCCCUUUGGAUGGAGAUCCAUUCAGAGGUGUGGCCAUGGACAAGGACAGUCAGUUGAAAUUCGACAACAGCUUUUAUAAGAACUUGAUGGAGGGGAAUGGGGUUUUGGAGUCAGACCAGAGACUUUGGAGCCACCCUUCAACCAGAGACAUUGUGAAGAGAUAUGGUGGAAACUUAAGGGGAUUGUUGGGCCUCAGAUUUAACUUUGAGUUUAAGAAAGCUAUGGUUAAGUUGAGUAGCAUUGGUGUUAAGACUGGCACAGAAGGGGAGAUUAGAAAAGUGUGUUAUCAGUUCAAUAAGCAGUAG